GAGCGUUUGGCUCAGCUGGAGUCCCUGGUCGCCGAGAACUCUGCUCUCAAGAAGGAGCUGGCUGCCGCCCGUUCCAGAAUCUUGGAGCUUGAGUCCCAAGCUGGCUCAUCUGCUGCCUCUCCCUUGGAUGCCAAAAUUACGCCUAAGCAACGUAAGGCCGCUGCCCGUAUCUUUCUCGUCUCUUCUCCUGCUGCUGCUGGUACUUGUGUGGACAGACCUCUUUAUGAGUAUGUCUACUUGCCAAACAAGUAUCGUGACCGUCUCUCCGCUUUCCGCCGCAAGCUGCGACUGAUCGGGUUGGAUAACAGCCGUGUACUUGAUGUGCACUAUCCGGCUCGUAAUGUCGUAGCCUUGCUGAUCCAUUCGGCUUACAAGGAGGAUCUCCUGAAGGUCAUGGCCAAGUACUCGCUUCCGGUCUUGACUGACUUUGAUCCUUUCUCUGGCACCAAUGUCAAGGACCCUGCCUUUGCCUCUUUGGAUGCUAAUACUCUCUCUGCCAAAGCACGCGAGUUGCAGCAAGCUGUUGUAUACACAGCAUUAUCCAUCCCUUCUUACACUAGUUAUGCCUUAAAAGAGCAAGUAUUAAUAUCAUGUAUAAAUAUAUCUUUCAAUCACAGUUUUAUCCGCAGCUUUGAUGGAUGUCUUCCAUCUUAG
Molecule: messenger RNA, 654 nt
Organism: Gilbertella persicaria
Lineage: Eukaryota; Fungi; Mucoromycota; Mucoromycetes; Mucorales; Choanephoraceae
Exons: 2
Source: RefSeq, a predicted model, not a curated record